GAACAUUUCAACGGACAGAACAUUGUUCGCGAACAUGUUUGCAACCAAUGUGGACGGGAAAACGAACAUUUCCCCGUAACAAAAAAUGUUCGGUUGUUUGUUCGGUUGCGAUCCGAUAUUUGUCGGUUUUUGCCAGUCACAUCAAAGGAUGUUCGCCGUGGCUCGGAUAACAGUCUGGACGUCGCUGCGAACACUUCCUGCGAACAUUCAGUUGUCGACGUGGAGCGGUGUUGUCUUCACGGAGUUAGUAGCGGCGCGUGACUCUUUUGUUAUAUGAGAAUGGAGUGGUCCAAGGAAGAUCAAAUAAAACUGAUAGAUUUGUAUAAACAACAAACAGUGAUAUGGGACCCAAACAAUGUUAAUCAUUUCAACAAAAUUAGAAAACAAGACGCGUGGGAAGAAAUCGGGGCCGAAAUGGACAGAGAUGUGGACGAAUGUAAGAAGAAAAUGGAGAGUUUGCUAUCAGCAUUAAGAAGGGAGAGGAAGAAAAUGAAAGACACUGCUGGAACUGGAAAAGGAACUGACGAAAUGUACAGAAGUUCCUGGUUCGCUUUCGAAAGUCUACGUUUCUUGCUGGACAAAAAUAAACCAAGAAAGACAAUUUCGACGAUGCGAGUAGAAAGCGAAGAGAGAGACGUAGAAUGUGGUGCAGUUGGAGAAUCAGCACAGGAAACUGUACCGAAAAAGAAGAAGCAGCGAGUCGAAGAUGCACGUCUGGACAAAGCCUUUCAUAUAUUGUCGUCCACCGCGAGUCAGCUUAACGAUGAGUGCCAACAUUUUGGAAAUUUGGUCGCAUCUAAGUUGAGACAGUACAACGUUGAUACUAGAUGUACAAUUGAAAAUGACAUUAUGGGUAUUUUCCUUCGCGCUAACAGGGGUUUCUACAAUAACACUCAGAAUUUUAUACAACCACACUAUCCAUGUCAUUUUCCAUCGGACAACUCUGUCAUGCAGUCAAACACUGUAUUGUCCAACCCUACAACCCCGUGUCCUUCAGCAGGAUCACCUACCUUGACGUCUGAUGAUGAUGAUUUCAUUAUUCACGAUCUCUUAUAAAAUAUUUUUGUUUUAAUUACAGUGCUCCUAAUGAUUUGUAACACAGUGUAAACAACUUUGUCAUUUCUUAUAAAUAAAUGUAGAAAAUUACGUUAAUAAAUCUUUCAAUUACACAGUACCGCAGAAUAAGUCAAUACUUACCUUAAUGUAAUCCUCAAGUCCUUCGAUGAGAGCAGAACACACUUCAGGAAUAACUGUGCUGAUAGUCUGUUUUGAAAUUUUAAAUACAUACUGAAGGCUGGUAUACGAAUCACCAGUUGCUAAAAAACGUAAUGUCAAUGCCAGUCUUUCUGUAAUUGGAAUUGCUUUUCUGAACGACGUAUCUCUCUUACCAAUUUUCGCUCCUAUCAAAUUGAUCAACCACUCAAAAUCUGAUGGGUGCAUUCUUGUAAAGUUCUUGUAAAGACCACUGACUGACUGAAAACUUAAGUCUGCCAACAAGUUCGAGCCACUAUAUGUUGUCCUACUUUCAUACAGUUUUGUAAUCCACCAACGGCGAGAUUUCCUUCGCUUUUUAACCGCAUAGUGAAUGUAAAUAUAUACAGCUGCUGCUACUUGCGCCUGUGUACUCAUCGUGCCACUGCUAAGUACGGAAUGGGUCACAGGGAACACACCUCGAACAAUGUUCGCAAACAAUGUUCUUUCGAAAUCUGAACACUGUUCGUAAAAUGUGUCGAACACUGUUCGCUGUUCUGUUCGCUAAAAUGUUCUAGUCUGUACCCGCCUUAACAUGCGGAAGGUUUGCGCAAAAAUGGUGCUGAAACUCCUCACUCCCGAGCAAAAGGAAUCAAGACAGAACAUUUGUACUGACAUUCUAAACAACAUCACCACUAAUCCAGAUUUGUUAGACAAUGUGAUUACUUGUGAUUAAUCGUGGUUUUUUACUUACGAUCCCAAA
This is a messenger RNA of Bacillus rossius redtenbacheri, 1954 nucleotides long. RefSeq lists its product as uncharacterized. NCBI's taxonomy places the organism in Eukaryota, Metazoa, Arthropoda, Insecta, Phasmatodea, Bacillidae. The record is from RefSeq and is a predicted model, not a curated record. Bases 274 to 1056 code for a protein of 260 amino acids. The transcript has 3 exons.